Molecule: messenger RNA, 1800 nt
Organism: Durotheca rogersii
Lineage: Eukaryota; Fungi; Ascomycota; Sordariomycetes; Xylariales; Xylariaceae
Exons: 1
Coding region: 1369-1689 (106 amino acids)
Molecular function (GO): endonuclease activity; DNA binding
Source: RefSeq, a predicted model, not a curated record
AUCUGAUAUAUAUAUUGGGCAAUCAGCUGAUCUCUCAGCAAGAUUUAAGAAUUAUUUUAAUUUUAGUUAUUUAAAGAAUAGAGAUACUCUAGUAAUAAGUAGAGCUUUAAUUAAAUACCCCUUUAAGGUUUCCUCUAGAAUAUAUUCGACAAACACCCGUAGUAAUUUUAUAUCUUCAGAUAUAUGUCCAGAUUGUUCAUUAAACCCUUGAUUCUUUACUGGAUUUACAGAUGGGGAGGGUAGUUUUUCUUUAAAUUUCCAUGAGAGUUCUCAGACUAACUUAGGUUGAAAAGUUCAAGCGGUUUUUUCAAUAGGACUCCAUAAAAGAGAUGAAGCUCUAUUACAUCAAAUUAAACCAUUAUUAGGAGCAGGUAAAGUAUAUUCACAUAGUAAAGGUAAAGCUAUGCAAUUUGUUAUAAAUUCUAUGGAAGGAUUAGAAGCAAUUACUAAUCAUUUUGAUAAAUAUCCUUUAAUAUCUCAAAAACGAGCAGACUAUAUUUUAUUUAAAGAGGGCGUAAAGUUAAUUAAAAAUAAAGAACAUUUAAAAAGAGAAGGAUUUCUAAAAAUAGUAGCCCUAAGGGCUUCUAUGAAUAAAGGACUGUCAGAUAAACUAAAAACCAAAUUCUUAGAUAUUGUACCAGUUUCUAGACCUUUAAUUGAAUGUCCUACUGUACCUAAUCCCUUUUGAUUAGCUGGUUUUACAACAGCGGAGGGUUGCUUUUUAGUAAAUAUAACUCGUUCAUCUGCUUAUCGAGCGGGAUUUCAAGUAAAAUUAGUUUUUACUAUUUCUCAACACUUAAGGGAUAAACAAUUAAUAAAUUGCAUAAUUGAAUAUAUGAGUUGUGGAAAGGUUUAUGAGAAUAGAGAAUCAGCUGACUUAAUUAUUUCUAAAUUUAAGGAUUUAGAAGAUAAAGUUCUUCCCUUUUUUAAUAAGUAUCUUAUCCUCGGAAAAAAAUCUUUUGAUUACACAGAUUUUCUUAAAGUGAUAGAAAUUAUGAAAAAUAAAGGUCAUCUAACAACAGAAGGUCUAGAGGCAAUUAAAACAAUUAAAGGAGGAAUGAACAAGGGAAGAAUAUCAUGUGAAUCAAUUUCUGCGACAACUUUUCUCUAACUAUGCUAGAAUAUUUUUCGAAUUUUUCAUUAGAGAUUUUAGAAUAUUGUGAUAUAGCUAAUCUAACAGAAAGAGAACAAUAUUAUUUUUAUAAAUUAAAUCCUAAGUACAAUACUUUAAAAAUUGCAGGUAGUUCUUCAGGUCGUAAACAUACUGAAGAGACUAAACAAAAAAUUAGUAAAUCUUUAAAAGGAAUUUAUGUUAAAGAAAAAUCUGCUUGAUACGGUCGUACUCAUACUGAAGAAACUAAAGCAUUGAUGGGUUUAAAAAAGGCUAAUGAAAAUAAUCCUUUAUAUGGUAAAACUCAUAGUGAAGAAACUAAAGAGUUAAUGAGACAAAAAGCUUUAGGAAGAAAACAUUCUGAAGAAACUCUAUUAAAGAUGAGUGCUAGCAGAGGUUAUCUUGUUUACAUACAUGAAAAAUGUGAUUCAGAAGGAUUUAAAUUAAUCGGUAGUUUUGUUUCAAUAAGAAGAGCUGCGAAAUUUUUAGGAAUUAGUAGCAAUACUGUAAGACUGUACAUAAAUUCAGGUCAAAUAUUUAGGGCCCGAUAUAAAUUUACUGGAGGGGCUCCAAAAUAAACUUAAAAAAAAACUAUGAGAAAAAUUCCACUAUAUGCUGGAAACUCCUAAAGCUUUUAGGUACUAUAAAGUUAAUAAAUAUAUAUUAAAUAGUGAUAACCCUAAAAGAUG